Messenger RNA from Salarias fasciatus (jewelled blenny), 1977 nucleotides. RefSeq names its product FOS like 1, AP-1 transcription factor subunit a (gene fosl1a). Gene Ontology annotation, biological process: regulation of transcription by RNA polymerase II. Lineage: Eukaryota; Metazoa; Chordata; Actinopteri; Blenniiformes; Blenniidae. Gene Ontology annotation, cellular component: nucleus. The transcript has 4 exons. Gene Ontology annotation, molecular function: DNA-binding transcription factor activity, RNA polymerase II-specific; RNA polymerase II cis-regulatory region sequence-specific DNA binding. The record is from RefSeq and is a predicted model, not a curated record. Bases 264 to 1292 code for a protein of 342 amino acids.
UGUAUGACUAAGGAAGGCAGAACCAACUGAAGAUUGUUUUCGGGCGUUUAAGAGCGAUUUGACAAAAUUCGAAGCGACAUUUCUUUCCUUUCUCCCCCUCAGAAACGCUCUUUCUUGGACUCGACCGAUUACCGCAAUAAGGUGGUGGGCUUGCCCCGAGUUUGAAUUAACACGCUCGACUCCUACCCGAAAGUCAUUUCGAGAGACGUGAGGCUCGUUUAACCGCAGCUGGACUCAGUUCUCUGUUUCACUGAAACGAGAGGAUGUACCGAAACUUUGGGAGUGAAGGAAGAGGAAACCCGCCUUUCACCGGCGCCGCAUCUGGGUCAAAUUCUGCGUCCCUGGGAAGCGGCAGCACUCCGGGCACCCAGCAGGAGCAGAAAUUCACAAUGGCAGGCAGCAGCCAGUUUGUUCCCAGCCUAAAUGCCAUCACAACCAACCAAGACCUUCAGUGGCUGGUGCAGCCCUCCCUCAUGCAUCCACCGGGCCCCUCACGGUCACCAGUGCCUCCCUACCCAACCCUGGCUGGGGCUCGGGCUCUGGGUCCACCGCCUGCCCACUCCCAGAGCCAUCUUCUCAGACCAGGAGUUAUAAGGGCAGCUGCAAAUAAUUCAACAAGGCGCAGGAACGAUGACCACCUAUCUCACGAAGAAUUGGAAAGACGCAGAAUAAGAAGGGAGCGGAAUAAACUGGCAGCAGCAAAAUGUCGCAAUCGUCGCCGGGAGCUGACAGACUCACUGCAGAAUGAGACUGAUGACCUGGAAGAUGAAAAGUCACGUUUACAGAAAGAAAUAGCUGAGUUACAAAAGGAGAAGGAGAAGCUUGAGUUAGUCCUGGAAGCUCACCGUCCCAUUUGUAAAAUAGAGGACUCUGAUUCCGAUUCUGAUGAAAAACCCUCAAUAUCCUCUUUGGGAGCCAUUAAGCUGGAACCAGAAGCCCGCAGCAGACCCGGACCCUCGUCCAAACUGCCAGCAAAGAUGGAGAAGCCCAAACCGAAGAUAACCAUCCCCGCCAAGCCUUCGACAUCGACCGUCUCUGCUCUUGUCACUGAAUCCGAGUCCCUCCACACUCCAGUCCUCACAUCCACCCCGUCUCUGCUGUCUUUCACAGCUGGGAUGGUGUUCACUUAUCCUUCCGCCCCGUUAGACACCAGCGCCUCCACAUCCCACACUGCGUCCCAUCCGGGAAGCGUCCACCAGCCUCAGCCCUGCGGGAUCGCUCACCGCCGCAGCAGCAGCAGCGGUGACCAAUCAGAUCACUCCCUGCACUCGCCAACCAUCCUCACCCUGUGAUUGACGGGCCUGUCGCCCUCCAAACACUAAUGCUAAUUUCAGUACAGAUGUAGUGUAAGAGAAAAGAUCUCAGCAUGAUGGAAAUCAUGAUUGCAAUAACCAUUUCAAAACGAGCGCCUGCUGUACUACGUCUUUUUAGAGAGUUGAUUGUUUUCAUAGAUAACAUGCAAAUUAGGAGCAUUGUCAGGAAAUGAAUGUUACACUCUUCUAUUUUUUUAUAUAGAGUCUUUAUAUUUCUCACAUUGAAAGCUAAGAGAUGGAGUGAAUUUGAGUUUCUUUACGAAAGCAUUGCAUGCUGAAGAUAUUCUCUAAAAAAUAUAUACGUGCUUUAUAGAAUUUACUGUGAUAACUGUCUAAUCAAUGAAAAACUCAUGUUACCUUUAAUAACUUGUUACACUAUUAUAUUUUAUGAAAGGCCUCAUAAAGUAACAUUUGAGCACUUACAACCAAAUGGUCCCUAUUUUUGUAUGACCUUCUAUGAAAUUAGAAAUUUAUGAAUAAGAACAUUAUUGACCACUAAGGCUGGGCCAUAGGAGUUGAUAUGGAUUAUAAAAUCACAUAUUUAUUUUUGAGAGUGUAAUAUAUACUGGUUUGGUAAUGUUUGUAUUUUCUCUAAAGAAUGAACUGAUCGGGUGGGCAGUGCCUUACUUUUGUCAUGUGUCUGAACUGAACUACACUUCUACAA